Messenger RNA from Cuscuta epithymum, 1950 nucleotides. The record is from the annotation of a GenBank genome assembly. Lineage: Eukaryota; Viridiplantae; Streptophyta; Magnoliopsida; Solanales; Convolvulaceae.
UUGGGACAUCGAUAUUCUUCCGUUUCUUCAGUUUCCUUUUCAAUUUGACUUUACUUGCACUGAAAAUCGGGGCAUUAAGGGAGCUCUGCUCUCUCAACCACCGUUCAUUCUCUUUCCCGUUCUCAUCUGAUUCUUUCUCUUUCCCACCUUGGUCCAUCUCCAGCUCUUCACUUCGCUCCUCCUCUUCCCCCGGAUGCCUGCACCAAUUCAACCGGCACCUAGAAACACCUGCGAUUUCUGUGGCAUAUGGCUUUUCUUCCGGAGUCCACAAUUAAACCCGUCUUAUUUCUCCAAUUUAGGGAACCGUCAUCCAGCAUAUUUCAUAACUUCAUCUCCAAUUAAGGGAACCAUCAUCCAGCAUAUUUCAUAGCUUCAUCUACUUUCAGCAUUCUCAAGGUUAAUUCAUUCAUUCCAAUCCUUUAUUGGAACUUAGUUUUGUUGCAAUUGACUAUUGAGCUAAUUUUUAUUCAAUAUCACAACAUCUCAAAUAUAUGAUGAUCUUCAGCAAAUUCAACCAAACAAUGAUUAAGCAAAUUCAACCAAACACUUUGUUGUGGCAGAGUAUUUUCAGCCACAGGUAAAUCGGUAGAAAUACUUGAGGGAUUUAACAAAAUUAAUGCCUUAGCAGAUUGAGGUUUUAUUCCAGGAAUGUCAAAGGAACAUGAUGUUAUAAUAGGGCUAGAUAGAAUUGAGUUUAAUCCACCUUCAUCAAGAUAGAAAUUCAUGGUCUUUCAUGCCCUCAGAAUUCAAGACAAGGCAACUGGAUCGAGUUUAAGUAGAAUGCAACUGGAUGGAUUUACGCCAAGUCAUUUCGCUACUUCAACAAAACUUGAACAAGAGGAGAAGAAGAAAAGGACACAAUUUGAAUACGAAGCAUUUGAAAAUGAAAUAUCAGAUCAUAUCAAUUUCAGGAAUUGGCUUUCCCAUUGUAAGUUCAUCAUCCCCCACAAUAGCAGAGAAGGAUAUUUUCCAACCUAUCGCAGUUACACAAGGGGAAGGAAACAAUAUACAGAAAACAAACAAAGAAGUUACAUGCAGAAAUGAUGGAUUGGCGAUGGCGAAAGGUAGCUGAGUAAUUGAUGCAGAUAUUGUUGGUUUCACCUGCAAUUGUGACACUAAUCACAGGCUAUGCGUGUGGGCUCAUUCCAGAUGAUGAUCUUCAUUUAUGGAGGUGUCAUUAUGGUGCUCACAUCUCUCAUAACCACUCUAAACUGCUCAUUUUCAACAGUCACCAUCUCAAUUGACUUGAUCCGAUUGAACCUGAAAAGCAUCCCAUUCCAGUACCACUAUAGGUUCCUGCUAAUUCUUCUAGCACUUCUAAAGUUCUCAAAACAAACCUCCAAGAAGUGAAAUAACAGAAGCAAUGAUUUAUUAGGGGAAAGAAAGAUUAUGUCUGGCUUGAUCCGAUUCAACCUGAAAAGCAUCCCAUGCCAGUACCACUAUAGGUUGCUGCAAAUUCUUCUAGCACUUCUAAAAACAAACCUCCAAGAAGUGAAAUAGCAGAAGCAAUGAUUUAUUAGGGGAAAGAAAGAUUAUGUCUGGCUGACCUCUCUCUGAAUGGCAUUUGUUAAAAAUAAUAGUAUGCACAUAAAGAGUAGGUGUUAUUUUUUACUUCAAUAGUCUGCAUGUGUUGUAAUGUUGUAUUAGGCUUCACUAUUCCUGGGGCAAUGAUGAAUGAAUGAAUGAAUGUGUUGUAAUGUUAUACGCCAGUAGCGAUUGUCUUUACCCAAUCAAUUUUGUUCGCGUUUACUCAAUCGGUAAACACAUCUUUGCCUUCAAGAAUCGAAAUUGAGUUUGGGUAUCUUUUCUUCAAUCGUAUAAGGGGUUCCCGUGUUUAACGCUCUUCUCAUUGCAAUCUCAUAUUCCAUAACAACACCCUUAUCCAAAUUCCAGAUUUUUCUUUUUAAUGCCCAACUCACGGCUCUUAAGAACCCUCAACCUGGAUUUCUC